Molecule: messenger RNA, 1068 nt
Organism: Gongylonema pulchrum
Lineage: Eukaryota; Metazoa; Nematoda; Chromadorea; Rhabditida; Gongylonematidae
Source: the annotation of a GenBank genome assembly
AUGAGGUCGGAGAGAGCAAAAGAAGUGAUUUUGAUUGGUCAUUCAUUCAUUUAUUUGAUUGCCCUGAGCUCGCUGUACUGGCAAAUCCCAGAUGGGACUUUGUGUCGCGCGCUUCGCUAUGGCGUGAAUAUUUUGCCGAAUAUAGUGAAUUUUUUACGCAUUGCGCCAUCCUAUGCACUGCAAGUAGUUGUACUUUUCGGAAUUGUUCUGGCAUCCCUUUCCAUAAUAUUUCAUUCAAUGCGAAAUGCCGUAACCUAUCUCGCUCUUUUCGUAAUUUAUUCUACUGCAUUUCAGGUUGGGGAUGUGUUCCUUUGGUUUCAAUGGGACACACUGCUUCUGGAAUCUGGCGCGCUGUGCAUUCUGUUAGCUCCAUUGCCUUUCAUCGGCCCCUCACCUGCCGACAACUUGUCUUUGUUUUUAAUGCGCUGGUUGAUAUUUCGGUUAAUGUAUGCAUCGGGAAUUGUUAAGCUAACAAGUCGCUGCAAUCUUUGGUGGAAUCUUGCAGUGUCCAAGUGUGCUACACAGAUGUAUAUCAUCCCUUCCCAAAUCGGCUUUUCAGCACUUGAUGUUCACUUCGAAAGUCAGUGCAUUCCCACAUGGAUUGCAUAUUACGCUCAUAUGGUGCCGAAAUGGUUCAAGCACCUGUCAACUGCGCUCACAUUUUAUAUCGAAAUCAUUUUACCCCCCUUAUUUCUGGUGCCUUUGAAAUACGCCCGCUAUUUCUCCUUCUAUCCGCAAAUUCUUCUGAUGUGUCUGAUUAUGGCAACUGGCAAUUAUAACUUCUUCAACAUUCUUAUUUCAGUCCAGUGCUUCGCGAUCAUAGUUGAUUCCGAUGAAUACAAAUUUUCAACAAAAGGCUGCUCAGGACGUUACGAACAACUGGUAUCGCGUGUCGGAGCAGCUCUGUCGUUGCUGCUGAGCGCUGUAACUGUCUAUCUCUUCGUCCAUUAUUUCAACAUCGGCAUUGAUGGGUUCAAAGUGACUUCCUCAAUCGGUUACCUCUUAUUUUGUAACUGUCAAAUUUUAACGUAUGAUGCAGUUUCAAAUGGCUGGAGCCGUUGGUUCUAG